Messenger RNA from Lytechinus variegatus (green sea urchin), 2280 nucleotides. RefSeq names its product CD63 antigen-like. The record is from RefSeq and is a predicted model, not a curated record. The transcript is spliced from 7 exons. Lineage: Eukaryota; Metazoa; Echinodermata; Echinoidea; Temnopleuroida; Toxopneustidae. Gene Ontology annotation, cellular component: membrane. Bases 238 to 978 code for a protein of 246 amino acids.
UCGCCACGACAUGGCGAUAUCAUCGCUCUGCUAGACCGAUAGUGCAUUGGAACUGAUGUAGCAAGGUGUUCAUAACCAGCAGGUCACACUGACUAUGUGAAUCGUUUGUUUGAAGCUCCUCGAAACAACUGUCACAGAGGCACUUGAUCUGGCUUUAUUCGAGACACUUUAGAAGGUCAUUGUGUUGCUCACUCUUUUCUGAUCGUUCCAGUCGCUGCUCUAGAUUUGAAAAUCAAAAUGGUUGCGGGCUGUGGGCCAAAGAUUGCCAAACUUUUCCUGUUCAUCUUCAACUUCUGUCUUUGGCUAUGCGGUGUCGUCUUGAUUGGUGGGGGAAGUUAUGUUGCUGCUAAGCACAAUGACUACGAAGAUCUCUUUGCAGACAACGCCAUUCUGACAGUAUCGUGGAUCGCUAUCGGUAUCGGUUUGUUCAUUUUUGUGGUCGGAUUCUCAGGAUGUUGUGGCGCCAUGAAAGAGAGCUCUUGCCUUCUUAAACUGUACUUUUUCUUUGUUCUGCUGAUAGUAUUGGCUGAAGGGUCUUUGGGGAUCGUUACAUUUGUGUUUAGCGGUGAUAUCGAGGAUAGUAUGACGAAGGGCAUGCAAGAGUCUAUCAAUGAGAAUUAUGGUUUGAAAGAAGGCACAACCGAAGUGAUCGAUGAUGUUCAGAAAACGUUUCAUUGUUGCGGUGCUACUGGAUACGGGGAUUACAAGACUUCUAAGCACCUGCAAGAAGGGUUGGCUGUACCAGGAUCGUGCUGUAAAGAGCCAGGGUGCGAUACCAGUGGACCUAAAGGAAACCCUUAUAAUCAACGUGCUAUCUGGACAGAAGGUUGUGUGCAUGCCACGAAAGACACCAUCAAGAAUCAUUACCUUGCUAUAGGAGGAGCAGCGUUCGGUCUUCUUAUUUUUGAGAUUAUAACGAUGGUAUUUGCUUGCUGUGUCAUAAAAGGAAUCGACAACGGUUAUGAAAAAUACGCAUAAAAGAUUUUUUUUUCAUUUUGGAAGUUGGUGAUACAGUCCCACUCAUUCAUCUUGGUCAACAAAACCGACGCCUCAAGAUAGAACUGUACAAAUAUCAUGAAUAUAAACGGAACUCCAACCAAGCUUGGAUGGGACAUGUCAGACAAAGUUUAUGUUAAACCCAUCUCCUUACAUAUUUCAUACAAGUAUUACUGGACCAUUUCAAUAAUACGUUCCCCUUCGUAUGUUGUUCAAGCGGGCCCUGCGUUUUACUUUUUCAUUGCCCCUCGUAGUAAUAUAUUUCUAAUAUACACCCCAUUUUUUCGAUUGAAGCUGGUCAUGACCGGUCAAUUGUGCUACUUGAUAUUAUAAAUAUGACAUCAUUUUGAAGAAAAAAAAAUUCUUUGGUUCACAAGCAGUGUCGGAAUUUAUACAAUAUCGUUAAUCGUUCAAACAACCCGAAUGUGUACCAAAUAUACGAUAUAUCUAUUAUAAUAAUCACACAACCAAGGAGAAAUGUUAGACAAAAUAUUUAAAAAAAUAAUAAUAAACCUGCAUGGAAAACAAAAUAAUCAUCUUAUAGUCUUGGAGAAAUUGCCGAUGUACAUCAUUUAUUGCUUUUGCAAAUGUCUCAUAAAAAUUAUGACCACUCAUCCAAAUAUCUUAAUGUUAUAAACUAUACAUUGCGGAUUUUAUACGAAUGGAUAAAUUAAUGUUUUCACUAGUGUUGAUCUAAUGAUUGCUGUUGCAUUGUAUAGAAUUCGGGAAUUAAAAUCAACUUUGAAAUGAAGUUUAAAAGGUUAAAAGUUGACAGAUAAUAGAGACACUCGUCAUUUCUUAUAAGGAACUUUAUUUUCAUACCUAUACUUGUUUUGUAUUUUGUUUUAUAUUACUUUAUUUGAAGAACAAGAGAAAAUCAGGAAUGGCUUUGAAAUAAUUAUAACCUGCUCCACUAUUUUACCUUUAUGUAAGUUUAACCUUUCCUCUGUAAUUCUACAUCGUGAAUAUGUUGAUUUUGAGAUCAACAGUAAAACUUCAGCGCUAAUAUUUAAAUCGAUCAGAAUCUUAGAAAACAUGUUAAAUGUAAGUGAGCAUGAAUUAUCCUUGACCUAAACCAGCUUCGAAGUAAAUAUUUUUUGUUCUUUCACUUCUUCUAUUUGAUUGGCUCUCUUAUGGAUUUAAAAUGUUCAACGUAUUGAAAUAAUUCAAUUGUCUUGAAAAGGAAACAAUAUCAUUAUUUUUUUAUUUUUUUAAUUCCUUGUUUCUAAUUUAGAGAUAGUGAAACUUGAGUUUGUUCACAAAUAUACGAGUUAACACAUUGCA